Messenger RNA from Ustilaginoidea virens, 2118 nucleotides. RefSeq lists its product as uncharacterized. NCBI's taxonomy places the organism in Eukaryota, Fungi, Ascomycota, Sordariomycetes, Hypocreales, Clavicipitaceae. The record is from RefSeq and is a predicted model, not a curated record. Gene Ontology annotation, cellular component: cytoplasm; ubiquitin ligase complex. Gene Ontology annotation, biological process: positive regulation of proteasomal ubiquitin-dependent protein catabolic process; ubiquitin-dependent protein catabolic process; protein polyubiquitination. The transcript is spliced from 5 exons. Bases 1 to 2118 code for a protein of 705 amino acids. Gene Ontology annotation, molecular function: ubiquitin protein ligase activity; zinc ion binding; ubiquitin conjugating enzyme binding.
AUGCCGUCGCCGCCAGGUGUGACUUUGCUGAAGAGGUCGGCGACUGAUGCCUACAGGCGACCUGUGAACUGUCUCGCCCCAGAUGAGCACUACGACGCGACUCCCAGAAGAUACUCGACAAGGGAUCGUUCCCCGGCGUACGGCAGGACGGCAAGAGUGCUGCUUGAAUACUCGGGACACUCGAGCGCCACCAGUGGGCUUGCUUAUGGCGAUGAUGAUGAUGAUGAUGAUGCCGAUCAUAUAGAAGUUGUAGAAGAGGUGGAAGAGGAGCCAGCCUCUUACAGGAACAGGCGACAGCCUAGCCGCGAUGAGUACAUGGACUCGUCGUUGGAUAGGCGAUAUCGCCGGCGAAGGAGGCGAGCGUAUGCAGAAGACGAUUCGGGGUCGAGGAAGCACUAUACUGCUAGCGACGCAGGCUCGGCAACUUUUGAAUCUUCGCGAACGCUGGAUCAGAGCGUCUGCUCUCGCCAAGGGCCACGGCGCUACGUACCGGACGUGAUUGAAGACUCCAGACCUCCUGUAUCCGGCAAGAGGCCGUUGAUGCACAGACGCUACAGGUCUGCCGAGGUCAUUCAACUCGAUCAGCCGAAAACCAGACGAUCGAGCACUGUUGGAUCGAGUCGAAGUAGAGCUGGUUCUGUGUCAGGUCAUCCGGCCGGCUUCAUAGGGAGCAUCUUCGGAGCUCCCCCAAGGCGACAAGACAUUGUUAGGGAAACCAGAAGCCACAGAAAGCGCGUCGAAUGUGUUAUUUGCAUGGGAGACGUACCUGCAGCCAAGGCGUCGAAGCUGAAGUGCGGCCACUCCAUGUGUCGUCCUUGUCUCGAGCGCAUCUUCAAGCUCUCCAUCACGGAUCCACAACACAUGCCACCACGGUGUUGUUCCCAAGAUCAUAUCCCUCUCAAACACGUCGACACGCUGUUCGAUCCUAGCUUCAAGAAGACGUGGAACCGCAAAUUUGCCGAAUUUUCCACCAAAAAUCGAAUAUACUGCCCGUCUCGGAAGUGCGGGGAAUGGAUCAAGCCAGCAAAUAUCAGACCGACUGUUGAUUUACUAGCCCAAGCAAAGGAAGAGGGGUGGAAGAGGUGUUACAAAUGCAGGGCUUUGGUCGAACUGAAGGAGGGCUGCAAUCAUAUGACUUGUCGAUGUGGUGCUCAGUUUUGUAUGAUAUGUGGAGUGAAAUGGAAAAACUGUGACUGCCCCUGGUUUAAUGAUGACGACCGACGAGGAGAUUUUCCAGAGGACACGGACGUACCUGUCCCCAACAUUCGAGGCGACCUGGGCGACGUUUACCGUGGCAACGGACCACCUUCAGCCGUAGAGAUACGAGGUCACACAGGACUCGGCCAGACGACGAGGAUGCCUAUCCGUCGCCGACCCCGGACCUAUCAGGAGGAAAUGCAUAUGAGAAGGGUUCAGGAAAGCCAAGACGCCGACAUGGCGCGGCACCUGCAGUACGAGUAUGAUGACGACUAUUAUGACGAACAUGAUCAAGGAUUGAUGGGCGGCGUCGGGGAUAUUCACAACACCAGCAACGCGGCAGGACAUUAUAUAAAUGAAGGCUACAGACAUGACGGCGGUCGAUACAGAUCAUCCCGGCCGAGAGCCUACGAUAGAACAGAUCAUGGCGAUGCGUACCGCUCGCGAGGGUCACGGGUUGAGACCUCUCGAGAGCGCAGACUUGCAGACCGGCUGGCCGAGGGUAGAUCAGGAAUGGGAUCGCCUCCCGCGACGGGACCCAUUUACCCGGUAGGCAUGAUGAGAGCGGUACCGCCAGCGCCUCCUCCUCCUCCUCCACCUCCUCCUGCAGCCCCGGCCCCUCCCCAGGGUCAUGCACGUACGCUACGACAUCACGGUCUGGAAGGGGAAAUGUACAAUACCUCAGCAUACACACCACGAUCGGAAAGAGCUGUUGUUGCGCGGAUACCAAGGGAUUACGAGGACGAAAAAGACAUUCACUCGCCGCCCAGAAGCAGACGAGGCCAACGGGAACACAGGCUCAGAUCAUCCGAUUUGGCAGGAUUGAACGGCGCCGGGGUAGGGAUGGAUCGCGUUUCGCAGUGGAGGACCUUUGUAGAACCUGGCGUGCCUGAUGGUGAGAGCACUCUUGGACAUGCAUAG